Culex pipiens pallens (northern house mosquito) is the source of this 1634-nucleotide messenger RNA. It is a transcript of the gene Lmx1a, whose product is annotated as LIM homeobox transcription factor 1-beta. Gene Ontology annotation, molecular function: DNA-binding transcription factor activity, RNA polymerase II-specific; RNA polymerase II transcription regulatory region sequence-specific DNA binding. The transcript is spliced from 4 exons. Bases 398 to 1564 code for a protein of 388 amino acids. Gene Ontology annotation, cellular component: nucleus. Gene Ontology annotation, biological process: neuron differentiation; regulation of transcription by RNA polymerase II. The record is from RefSeq and is a predicted model, not a curated record. Lineage: Eukaryota; Metazoa; Arthropoda; Insecta; Diptera; Culicidae.
CGUCGUUCUGUCUGCUCGUACCCGGGCUCGAAAUUGGACCCUCCGCUCGAACUCAAUGGCACAAUUGAAGGCGAUGAGACUGCAGCUUGGGAUGUGAUUCAACAGGACUAGAAAUUGGCGCGGCAGGAUGGGCGAGAAAAAAAUGCUGGAAAUUCCUCUCCUUUUUUUAUUCUUCGAAGGCGGCAUAGCAGCAGAAAAACGCCACCAAAAAGCCAGGCUCAAACGAGCGGAAAAACAACCCUUGUUAGUGCUCGACUUGGGGGGAAACGCGAUACGGAUAUGUAUUAAGAUGAGGAAAAAUGGAAGCAGUUCAGUCGCUGGAACGAGAAACGGUCGCGUCGUUUAGCAGAACUCGCAAACAACUUAAGACAUCGUCGGAACCAUCAAAUGCGAAAAGAUGCAGGAAAUCUGCGAAGGGUGUGGCCAAAAAAUCAAAGACCGCUACUUUAUGAAGAUUUCCCCCGACCAGUACUGGCACGAGCAGUGUCUGCUCUGCUGCAUCUGCAACAUCCAGCUCAACCAUUCCUGCUUUACCAAGAACACGAAAGUCUACUGCAAAGACGAUUACUACCGAAUAUACGGCCUUUCUCAACUGCAACAGAAACAGCAGAACCAACAGCACCAGCCAAAAGUAUCCCGCGAAUGUUACGGCUGCGGAGAACGCAUUGCGCCCAACGAGAUGGUUAUGCGCGCGAAAAACCACGUGUUCCACCUGAACUGUUUCCUGUGCUACACGUGCAAUAGGCCUCUGCAGAAGGGCGAACCGUUUUCGCUCAAGUCCGGCAAGCUGAUCUGCCAGCAUGAUCUCGAAAAGGACAUGUACAGCAGUUUGCAUCCGAUUCACUCGCACCACCUGUACGGUGAUGAUGACUACCUGAUGGAGGACGGAUUGCGGUCGCGAGAUGGUCGCAGAGGUCCCAAAAGGCCACGCACCAUACUAACGUCGGCCCAGCGGCGCCAGUUCAAAGCUUCGUUCGACGUGUCACCCAAACCAUGCCGGAAAGUGCGGGAAGCACUGGCAAAAGAUACCGGUCUUUCGGUGCGGGUCGUCCAGGUUUGGUUUCAAAAUCAACGCGCCAAAAUGAAGAAAAUCUCCCGAAAGAGCAAAUCUAACCACAACAGCAGCGCUGAUGCGGACAAGAACCACUCGGAUAAGGAUGAGAAGUCAAUCAAGCUGGAAUCGCCUAGCAGUGACCACGGUCACUACCUGAGCGUCGAAGGGUCGUACGGAUCGUCGGGACAACCGCUGAACCCCAAUCUGCCCUACUCUCCUGAUUUCGCCGAAAACUCCGACGCAAGCAUGUGCAGCAGCGACAUCUCGCUGGACGAAAGCUUCGACAAUUUGGACGAAGCCACCUCGGACACCAUGUCGCUGCAGAACCUGGACCUGCAGACCACCCUCAACAACAGCAGCAAUAGCAACGCCAGUGCCAACAACAACAGCUUAGUAAAUCACAACAACAACAACAUCAACGGACUGCUGUCCGGAACUAGCAUAACCCACAUCGAUAAGCUGUAUCUGAUGCAAAACUCGUACUUUAAUGCGUCGAUGAUCGAGCAGUGAUCGAACCAGGAUGGCGUACGAUCCAAUCCGGCUGGGUCACGGAGAUUUACGCCCUUCAGCUAGUUGCAAC